CGGGAAGAAAAGCCCCCCCGGUGGUCAUUGUUGACGAUUGCCCCGCCUCCGGGGUGCACGAGGAGAUGCCGGUGGUGAAAGUGCCAGGGGGUGUCCGGGAGCCAUCUUCCGAGGUCCUGACGGUCUCCCUCCCGGUUGGUACGGCCGUGAUGAAUGGCACGGCUGACUCGAGGGCGCUUUUGAGAGGUAUAACCCUCGAGAUUGACAGAGCAGCCCUCGGGGCUGAUGAUGACCAAGCCCUUGAGGACAGGAUCCUCCGGUCUUCCCUCACGACUUGCAUUGCCCUCGGAGAGCAAGCCCGGCGGCUAGAGGAGUGGCGUCUUCGCAAGGCCGAGCAUGGUGCUAAGAUGCGAGAGCUCAUCCCCCAAAAUUCCGAUGUCGUCCGGCAGAUGGCUACGCUGGAGGAAAGCCUUCGGCAGAUGACCCUGCGGGCGGAGGCCGCAGACCGGGGCAAGGCCGAGGCUGAAAGGUCCGCAGCUGAGGCCCUUGAGAGAGCUGCUAGGGAGGCCGAGGCCGCCAAGGUGGAGGCCGAGACCGCUAAGGUGGAGGCCGUCGAGAGAGCGCGAGGGGACGCCAUCUCUGGGUUCUUGGCAGGGGGUGGCGAGCUGAGGAGCACAAGCAAUGGUUGUCCUCGGUCGUCGAGUCCUCGGUCGACGAGUGGU
Molecule: messenger RNA, 662 nt
Organism: Cuscuta europaea
Lineage: Eukaryota; Viridiplantae; Streptophyta; Magnoliopsida; Solanales; Convolvulaceae
Source: the annotation of a GenBank genome assembly